AUGUUGAUCAUAAAGAAAGUUCGUAAAACGGUAAUUGCCGGACAAGAUGAUCAUUGUAAACGAUAUCAGUUUAAGUUAAGGCAAAUUAAAUCAGCUAUCGACAUGAGUCCUCCCAAAAAUAGAUCUCAUGUUAUUUUCAAUGCAAAACGAGCGCAAUUAGAGCGAGAAAGACAAGCACAGAUUCUGAAGGAUAAUUUUAUUCUUUUACAAAAACUUACUGCCAUUAUGUAUCGUAAACAAAUCAAGGAUGAAUAUCAACGAUUGAGAUGGCAAGAAUCGAAAUGUAUAAAAAUACACUGAAAUUAUUAAAAAGAUUGCCGUAAUAUUCGAGUUUUAAAUUGUGU
Messenger RNA from Vespula vulgaris, 344 nucleotides. RefSeq lists its product as uncharacterized. Bases 1 to 300 code for a protein of 99 amino acids. The record is from RefSeq and is a predicted model, not a curated record. Lineage: Eukaryota; Metazoa; Arthropoda; Insecta; Hymenoptera; Vespidae. The transcript has 2 exons.